Cajanus cajan (pigeon pea) is the source of this 865-nucleotide messenger RNA. The record is from RefSeq and is a predicted model, not a curated record. NCBI's taxonomy places the organism in Eukaryota, Viridiplantae, Streptophyta, Magnoliopsida, Fabales, Fabaceae.
AUGGAUUCUAGUGCAUCUUUCCAUGCUUCUCCUUACAAGGACUUGAUGAAAAAUUUUAGAACCGAGAAUUUUGGCAAAGUUCGUCUAGCAAAUGAUGAAGCUUUAGACAUCAUAGGAAUGAGAGAUAUAAAUCUUAGAACUUCUGCGGGUACAAUAUGGACGCUAAAGGACGUUAGAUAUAUUCCAAGACUCGAGAGAAUGUUAAUCUCUAUGGGUAUGCUGGAUGUUCAGGGAUAUCGAGUUACAUUUGGAGAUGCAAUGCCUAAGGCUAAGGUUCAUGUUUCCCUCCUUCGCCUAAUCCUCUCUCGUCUGGUCUUCUCAACACUGUUCAUCAUCCACCACUCCCUAGCUGACGUUGGCACUGCAGCCAAAUAUGGCCCUCCCUUUCUGCCCACAGCGUGUUUCGGUAGAGACGCAUCGCAGUUCCCCUCGAGUAACAUGUUCGCUGCGGCAGGGGAAGCUAUAUGGGACAACGGUGCCGCGUGUGGGAGGCAGUAUCAGCUGCGCUGCAUCAGCGCCGUCGCUCCUGGAACUUGCACUCCUGCCCAGACGAUUCAGAUCAAGAUUGUGGAUCGAGCGCAAUCAACGGUUUCCAGGCCUUCCCUAGGGGGAACUACCAUGGUCCUCUCCACCACUGCCUUCCAGGCCAUCGCAAAUGUUUCUGCGUCCUUCGUUAACGUAGAAUACCAGCAGGUUUGAAAAUGGGAAGCAGCUCUUGGAUUUGGAUGGCAUUAUGCAAAGGGAAUGAGAAGCCAGGCAAAGUAGUUGCUCCCAAAAUUAGUGUCUAUAAUGAUUGCCUUUUGUUCUUAAGUAUAUGAUCAAAUGCCAAGUUUUUUAAAAAAUAAAGUUAAGCCGGUUAAAUUUA